Messenger RNA from Charadrius vociferus (killdeer), 867 nucleotides. RefSeq names its product PHD finger protein 11 (gene PHF11). The record is from RefSeq and is a predicted model, not a curated record. NCBI's taxonomy places the organism in Eukaryota, Metazoa, Chordata, Aves, Charadriiformes, Charadriidae. The transcript has 9 exons. Gene Ontology annotation, cellular component: nucleus. Bases 10 to 867 code for a protein of 285 amino acids. Gene Ontology annotation, molecular function: histone deacetylase binding; histone binding.
UUCCAGAUAAUGGCGAAGAUGGUGAGAAGAACGUGUGCGUUUUGUUCAGAAGGGGAGGCUGGUUCUGUGAUGUACAUUGCCAAAGAGCGAAAUAUUGCAGCUCAUCAGGAUUGUCUGUUAUUUUCCUCAGGAUUUGUGGAAUCUGAAGAGUAUAACCCAGAAAAUCUGGAUAUAAGAUUUGAUGUGGCAUCAGUGUUGAAAGAACUCAGGAGAGGAAAGCGGCUGGUGUGCAACUUCUGUCGCAAGAAAGGAGCCACUGUGGGAUGCGAGGAAAGAGCCUGUCGCAGAAGUUAUCACUACUUCUGUGCGCUCUGCGAUGAUGCAGCAAUAGAAACGGAUGAAGUAAAUGGAGUCUACCGAGUGUUCUGCCCAAAACAUGACCCAGGCAAUAGGACCAAUCACUAUGAUGCAGCUAAUAAGAGGAGAAGACAUGCAUUGAAACCUUCCACCAUCACAGAACAAAUGAGCACAGAAGAGACGGCAGAAGAAAACAGUUUACGAAUACUGAAAAGGAAAAACAACAGGCAUAAAGUCCGAAUAGACUUCCUUAGAAAAUGCAAGCAAGCUGGGCUUCUGGAUGACAUAUUUGAAGAAAUGCUGGACACGCUUCACCUGGCGCAGGAAAAACUGAUGGAUGACAACACUUCAGAAACAGAGUAUGAAGAGACAGUGAUGUCACUCUUUGACUGUGGACUGUUUGAAAAUAUACUGACAAAUAUUCAUUCAGCAACAGAGGAGAAGAUCCAGGAACUUCUGGAAAGCAGAAAAAGACUGGAUAACAAGAUUGAGCUACUGCAGGACUUAAAAGAAGUCGUCCUUCCUACCCAAGAGAACAGCGCUAGUACAUCUAGUACAGUGUCUGACUAA